Annulohypoxylon truncatum is the source of this 2693-nucleotide messenger RNA. Its product is annotated as glycosyltransferase family 90 protein. The coding region runs from base 316 to 2181 and encodes 621 amino acids. The transcript has a single exon. The record is from RefSeq and is a predicted model, not a curated record. Lineage: Eukaryota; Fungi; Ascomycota; Sordariomycetes; Xylariales; Hypoxylaceae.
AGUGGCGGGUUACACCCACGACCCACGACCCGUGGAGCAGUUCGGUUCGGCCAAGGGCUGACAUCAACGAUGGGAACCUCUUGUCUAAAAAUUUCGCGCUUCUCACCCACUACGCUCGAAUCUCUCGGCGUAUCCAGCCAUCCCAUCAACUCGCUCUCUUCCCCCCCCUCCUCCGGCCUGCUAAGCUGAUCUGCGUCGCAUCGCCGUCACCGCCAUGAAGAGUGCUUUAUUCGUGAUCUAAAAGAAUCGGCCGAGGUAGAAGGGCGAGAAUCAAGAUUCCCGCACCCGAAGCGCCCCGUCAGAGACCACUCGACGAUGGGCGCCCGCAGUCCUCGCGACUGGCUGACUAGCCUUCCCGACAACCGCAUAUGCUCGCUGAGGUGGCAGUCCAUACUUCGAUAUGCCGCCAUCACCUUCAUCGUCUCCGUAACCUUAUCGGGCGUCUUCUUAUUCCGCCGCCCGGAGGGGUUCCUCCGCAGCGGCGGGUCACACUACUUCGAAUACUUCUGGAACCGGACGGCGAACCAUCCCAUCGAUAAGCUCAUCAGCGACGCCCACACUUUUCACGAGAACUUACUAAAGGAGCGAAGUUUCGACAUCCCCGCGGCCGCCACCCGAUAUCGAGAGCGGCGAGGGCGGCAUCCCCCUCCGGGAUUCGACGCCUGGUUUAGGUAUGCGAAGGAGCACGACGCGAUAAUCGUCGAGUCUUUCUUCGAUCGCAUAUACGCCGACAUCGCGCCGUUCUGGGGCCUCGACCCCCGAGUCACCGCGGAGAGAGCUUCGUCGUGGGAGCACGUAGUCCGCGUCCGCGGCGGCGUCGCCAACGGCACGGGCAACACGGAGGGCAAAGUCCCGUGGUUGCAGCUCUGGACCGACUUAGUGGCCGAAGCCGCGCCUUGGCUGCCGGACGUGGACAUGCCGAUCAAUUACAUGGACGAGUCUCGGCUGAUCGUUCCGUGGGAGAACGUGAGCGACCUCGUAGGCAAAGAAGCGGCGGGUCGCUCGAUCAAGCUGAUCGACGACGUGGUCACGAAAUAUAGCGGCCUUGCCGAAGUCGACGCCGUCGCCGACGAAGCCCAACCUUACCACCCAAAAUGGCUUGGAGGGAGCUACUGGAACCUGACGCGGGUCGCCUGUGCCCCGGAUUCCCCGUCCCGUACCGUAGCACCGAUCGAAAACUUCGAGGAGCUGCCCGUCUUUCCGGACGACUGGAGCCCCGACUACGCUUACAAAGGUUACGUCGAGAACUUUACUUCCGCGAUGGAUCCUUGCGUCCAGCCGCACCUGCGCGGCAUGCACGGUACUUUCGCCGAACCUCUAACGAUGUCGACGAGCCAGGAGCUCAUCCCGUUGUUCGGCGGCUGCAAGCUGACGGUAAACAACGAGAUCCUCAUUCCCGGCGCCAUGUACCUGACCGACGACCCGUUCUAUUCCGGAGGAGACACGCACGGCCCGCCGUGGAGGCAGAAGAUCGACGGCGUCGUGUGGCGCGGCGUUGCCUCCGGCGGCCGCAACAAGAAGGAGAACUGGUCUCACUUCCAACGCCACCGCCUCAUCGAGAUGCUGAACGGGACGACCGUGGCUUCGAUGGAGGAGAACAGCUCCCGGACAAUGACGUUCGAGAUGCCGCCGGUGCGGAAGUAUGACUUUCCGAGGAGGCAAGAGAGGACCAUUGGCACCUGGUUGGAGAAGUUCGCGAACGCGGGAUUCGUCAACCUGCUCUGCUUCCCGGACGACUCCGACUGCGCCUACGUCAGGCCGUACUUCACCGAGCUCCAAGGCAUCCCCAUGAAGGAGCAGUACAAGUACAAGUUCAUGCCCGACGUGGACGGCAACAGCUUCAGCGCCAGGUUCAGGGGCUUCCUGCUGUCGACCUCGCUGCCGCUGAAGGCCACCAUCUACGCCGAGUGGCACGACGACCGCCUGGUGCCCUGGCUGCACUUUGCUCCGAUGGACAACACCUUCCAGGAUUUGUACGCCAUCUUGGACUACUUCACCCGAGAUAGGAAGGGCGACAAGUCGGCGCGCUUCAUCGCCGAAGAAGGCAGGUCGUGGGGCAGCAAGGUGCUCAGGAGGGAGGACAUGCUGCUAUACGUCUGGAGGUUGCUCCUCGAGUUUGCGCGCGUCUGCGACGAGAAGCGGGACGUGCUAGGAUACAUAGACGAUCUGAAUAUGAUAUAAGAACGGUAUAAUGAAUGUAUAUAUUUUCCUCUCACGUUUCGUUUUCGUCUUUACACCGCAUGAUAAUUAUACCCCUUUAUGACUAUUGGCAAUUGAUUUCCUCAUGUCUAUGAAUGUCUGUCGGUUGACUUUGAGGGCUGUACGGGAGAAGUGGCUCUCAUCAGGGACCCCGUUUGGAUCGACCAUGACCUUAAUGUACAUAUGUAGGUACCUAGGUAUGUACCGACUCUUGGAGGCCCAGCAUCAAUCAAUAGUGUUCAUUCGGUACUACAUCGUCAAUCCCAAUUUUUGCCUACCUACCUGAUUUUUUUGGUAUAGUAGCACUUUCAUACCGUAUAGUUGCAAAAUACAACACUAUACCUAAUUAUACCAUAUAAAACCAGUUAGUAUAUGUAAUAAUCAAAUGACCCCUAUAUAAACGGGACCUAUGCGCUUAUCCGUUCCGCUAUAUAUAUAAUGAGGUUAAAAUACGGUACAAUACAAUACAACUAUCGGGUCGACCUCUGUACGCG